AUGUUUAAGACAAAGCCAGAAGAGAAAAGAGAACAAAAGACCAUCUCCAUUUCUGCCAAAACAUGGAGUAGCACUUUUGAUGAUCUCAUUGGAAAUAUAAGCACACACGCAUCAAUGGACUUACCCGGCCUAGCUCCUUACCCAGACGUCUUUGCAACUGGUCUUAUCAUGAUUCUUGCAGGCCUCCUUGCCUUUGGUGUGAAAGAAUCAGCACUAGUCAAUACAAUUUUUACAAGUAUGAACAUAUUAGUGUUGGUUUUUAUUAUCAUCACUGCCUUCAUCAAAGGGAAACUGGAAAACUGGUACAUUACUGAGGAAACAUUGCUGAAUGUAACAGCAGAACUUGAAAACCUGACAUCAACAGUGAAUGUGACCUCAAAAUUUGGGGUUGGUGGUUUCUUCCCCUAUGGGAUUAAAGGCAUACUACUUGGAGCAGCAACAUGUUUCUACGCCUUUAUUGGAUUUGCCAGCAUUACCACUACAGGGGAGGAGGUGAAGAACCCUCAGAGGUCCAUACCACUCAGCAUUAUCAUCUCACUGCACAUCUGCUUCCUGGCUUAUUUCGGCGUGUCGGCUGCUGUCACAUUGAUGAUGCCGUACUACAUGCUCAACGUUCAGAGUCCUCUCCCUGCCAUCUUCACCUACGUUGGUUGGGCCCCAGCCAAGUAUGCAGUUGCUUUAGGAUGCCUCUGUGCACUUACUACUAGUCUCCUGGGAUGCAUUCUAUCAAUGCCUCGAGUGGUGUUUGCCAUGGCCAGAGAUGGCCUCCUCUUCAAAUGGCUAUGUAAAGUCAACUCGAGAAAGAGUCCUGUGGUGGCCACUGUUUCAUCAGCUGCUCUAGCAGUAAUAUUGACAUUGUUAAUCGACCUGAAUAUGCUGGUUAACACGAUAUUAAUCGGAACUCUCUUCCACUAUAGCACUGUGGCCAUUUGCCUUCUAAUACUAAGGUACCAGGAGAGUGAGUCUGCAGAAAAUGCUUUACACUUCACACAAAGUUCAAAAUUUGGAUUUUUGAAACUUCCCUCUAAAGCAACCAAAGAGACUUCAAAGACCGUCUACAUCUGCACUGCAAUUACCAUUGUCAUGGUGUUGACCUUAGUCAUCCUGUUGACCAAGGCCAUCGAGUCUCUGCUGCUGCUGGAGGUCUGGAGCCUGGUGUGUGUGUCUGUGAUCACCUUCAUCAUAUUGGUCAUUACUCUCCUUAUCUGGAGACAGCCUCAGAACCCCACCAAGGCCCCCUUCAUGGUGCCGAUCCUGCCUUUGUUAUUUGUGGUGAGUGUGUUUACUAACAUUUAUAUGAUAGUUCAGAUGGAAGGGAACACCUGGAUCUGCUAUGCAGUCUUGAUGGCUGUGGGUGAGUUCUCCAGUGCACAGACACGAAGCAACAGAGAUUGA
Messenger RNA from Electrophorus electricus (electric eel), 1395 nucleotides. The record is from RefSeq and is a predicted model, not a curated record. Lineage: Eukaryota; Metazoa; Chordata; Actinopteri; Gymnotiformes; Gymnotidae.